Rosa chinensis is the source of this 1653-nucleotide messenger RNA. RefSeq names its product protein DETOXIFICATION 40. NCBI's taxonomy places the organism in Eukaryota, Viridiplantae, Streptophyta, Magnoliopsida, Rosales, Rosaceae. The coding region runs from base 57 to 1568 and encodes 503 amino acids. Gene Ontology annotation, molecular function: xenobiotic transmembrane transporter activity; antiporter activity. The transcript has 7 exons. Gene Ontology annotation, biological process: xenobiotic detoxification by transmembrane export across the plasma membrane. Gene Ontology annotation, cellular component: membrane. The record is from RefSeq and is a predicted model, not a curated record.
UUACAGCGGAAGUACUAAGAGAAUUAAAGAAGGUCGAGAGAACUUGGGUAGAUAGCAUGGACUACUCCAGUGAGCUCUCUGAACCCAUCUUGACUGACAAAAGAUCUUCAUCUGUUCAACUAGUGAGCUCGGAACUGGAAGAAACGCUAUCCAACACCGAGCUUCCGUUCUUCCACCGUCUUAGACGUGCCACGUGGGUCGAACUGAAGAUUCUCUGCCGCCUUGCAGCUCCGGCAGUGGUGGUUUACUUGCUAAACAACGUUAUUUCCAUGUCCACCCAAAUCUACUGCGGGCAUCUAGGCAAUCUCGAACUCGCUGCCUCUUCUCUUGGCAACACCGGCAUCCAAGUUUUUGCCUACGGCCUCAUGCUUGGAAUGGGAAGUGCGGUGGAAACGCUCUGUGGUCAAGCCUAUGGAGCAAAGAAAUAUGACAUGCUAGGCGUAUAUCUGCAGCGUUCAACGAUCCUGCUAAUGGCAACUGGGAUCCCAGUUAUGUUCAUUUACAUCUUCUCCAAGGCCAUCUUGAUUGCCCUAGGCGAAUCGGCCACCAUUGCCUCUUCAGCCGCAAUCUUCGUUUACGGACUUAUCCCCCAAAUCUUUGCCUACGCUUGCAAUUUCCCCAUACAAAAAUUCCUCCAGGCUCAGAGCAUCGUGUUCCCGAGCGCGUACAUAUCUGCGGCUGCCCUCGUGGUGCAUGUGGUGCUGAGUUGGGUAGUGAUUUAUAAGUUGGGAUGGGGCUUGUUAGGCGCAUCGCUGAUGUUGAGCUUUUCGUGGUGGAUUAUAGUGGUGGCGCAGUUUGUUUACAUAUUGCUGAGUCCAAGGUGUAAACGUACUUGGACAGGUUUCAGCAUGCAGGCUUUUUCUGGGCUUUGGAGUUUUCUGAAGCUAUCUGUUGCGUCUGCCGUAAUGCUUUGCCUCGAGACUUGGUACUAUCAGAUUAUCGUUUUGAUCGCUGGGUUGCUUGAAGACGCUGAAAUUGCCUUGGACGCUCUCUCUGUUUGCAUGACCAUAUCUGGAUGGGUGUUCAUGGUUGCUGUGGGUUUCAAUGCUGCUGCAAGUGUGAGGAUUGGGAAUGAGCUCGGGGCGGGACAUCCAAAGUCGGCCGCAUUUGCAGUAAUAAUAGUGACAUCAACCUCGUUCAUCAUCUCAGUAGUGUGUGCCAUAGUUGUGCUUGCACUACGAAAUGUCAUAAGCUACGCGUUCACCGAGGGCGAGACUGUGUCCAAUGCAGUCUCAGCCCUAUCUCCUUACCUUGCUGUCUCUAUUAUGCUCAACGGCAUCCAACCUGUUUUGUCUGGGGUGGCUGUUGGGUGUGGAUGGCAAGCAUUUGUGGCAUAUGUUAACGUCGGAUGUUACUACAUUAUUGGUGUUCCUUUGGGUUGUGUUCUUGGCUUCAAGUUCGACUUUGGAGCCCAGGGAAUAUGGUCUGGAAUGAUAGGAGGGACAUUUAUACAGACGGUGAUCUUAUUGUGGGUCACACUUCGGACUGAUUGGAAUAAAGAGGUCGCAAAUGCAAAGAAUCGUUUGGACAAGUGGGAUGACAAGAAAGAGCCUCUUCUCAUAGAAUAGAUGGGAUUAUAUGAGCCACCACUGUUUGUUUACGUGCAUGAAUCUUUCGCAUUGAUCUGAAUUCGAAGAAAUGUAUUCAUUAAUA